Messenger RNA from Penicillium expansum, 1239 nucleotides. Its product is annotated as TBC domain-containing protein. Gene Ontology annotation, biological process: positive regulation of GTPase activity; endoplasmic reticulum to Golgi vesicle-mediated transport. The coding region runs from base 1 to 1239 and encodes 412 amino acids. Gene Ontology annotation, molecular function: GTPase activator activity. The transcript is spliced from 3 exons. NCBI's taxonomy places the organism in Eukaryota, Fungi, Ascomycota, Eurotiomycetes, Eurotiales, Aspergillaceae. The record is from RefSeq and is a predicted model, not a curated record. Gene Ontology annotation, cellular component: endoplasmic reticulum membrane.
AUGAAAGAUACCGGAAAAGAACAGAAUCAUCCCAGCUUUGAGGACACAUCUGCGUCGGAGGAAUCCUUCAAAAAUCCUAAAGUGAAUAAAGGAGAAAAAGGAAUGGCUCGAGCAGAAAAGGUGAGGGCCAUCCGCAAAGCAUGUGCAACGCGCGAUGUGGAAGCCUUGGCUGCGCACGCAACUUCAGAAGGCGGGCUACUUGAAGACGACUUGAGACAGAUAGCUUGGCCUAUUUUGCUACGAUGCGAUGAACAAAGGCAACAAUUUGAUACGGUUUCAAGUCCUGAACUUUUACGCCAUGUCGACGAGGAACAGGUAGAACUCGACGUCAACCGGUCUUUUGUCUACUACCCAAAAGCCCCCGAGGAGGAAAUGUUGAGAAAGAAACAGCAGCUCUCCAACCUAAUAACUCAAGUACUAAGGGAAUAUCCCAUGCUUUGUUAUUUCCAGGGAUACCACGAUAUAGUCCAAGUCCUUCUCUUGGUACUGGGCGAGAAACAAGCUGUGCCAGCAGUGGCACAGAUAUCUCUUUUCCGCAUACGUGACUACAUGCUACCAUCGCUCUCCCCGGCUGUGAAACAUCUCCAUCUCAUCCCUUCAAUCAUCGAGACAACAGACCCCGAGCUAAGACGACACCUUGGCAACAUUGAACCAUUCUUCGCUCUCGCCGCUACACUAACACUGUAUGCCCAUGAUAUUCAAGAGUACAGCGACAUUUCCCGACUUUUCGACUUUCUUUUAGCUCGGGAACCCGUGGUUGCAAUCUACCUCUUCGCAGCAAUGAUCCUGUCUAGGAAAAAAGAGUUGCUGGAAAUUCCAGCGGAUGAGCCCGAGAUGCUUCAUUUUACGCUCUCCAAGCUACCACACCCACUUGACCUGGACGGACACAUUCUGCGUGCAGCACGGCUCUUUGAAGAUCACCCACCGGAAUCUUUACCGCUUGGAGCCUGGAAACAUAUUCCCUGGUGCAGCGUGCUCAAAACUUCACGAGACCCACAUGGCAAGUACACUGCAGCAGACGCGGUGUACUUGUUUGAAAAGCAAUCCCAACAGAUUCGAAGCGAAGAGCGCAGGAAACGAGCCCUGGAUUUCUUGUGGAGUCACCGUCGCUCAGUGGGAUCUGUGGCGUUGGCUAUUUUGGUUGGAGCUGCAUCUUUCUACAUCCGCAAAAGGGGACUUGACGCCUCGAUUUGGUCUUAUGUUGGCCGAAUUCAAAGGGCAAUCCAAACCUGGGUUUAA